CCCUCAAAAGGAUUUUGAUUGACAGCUCGGAGUUUGCUGAGUCACCAUUUGUGGCCUGUCCCGGAGAGCGUGGGCGGGAGGGGGGAUUAGGCAGCAUGGACUCCGAUUGGCCGUCGGCGUUUUGCUGAGUCACCCCUCCCACCCCUUGCGGGGAUAUAGAGGUGGCAGCAGGGGAACUCGGGUUGUGAGUUGGGAACCGGAGGCCGGAGGAGAAGCGAAACGGGCGGUAGGGGACUCCUGGCAGGAUACACACUAGCCUGGAGGCGGCAGGGAGCCCCUUGCAGGUCUAGAGCUGAAUCCAGCUGAUCCCGGACGCCGCAGGAGUUGUGCCGUGUUUUGCCGCAUCCUCCCUCCAAUCCAUUGCAGGGCGAGAUGGAGAAGAUGAAGGUGGCCGUGGACCGGGCCCGUGCGGCCUUCGAGACGGGCAAGACGCGCCCCUUGGCCUUCCGCAUCCAGCAGCUCAAGGCUCUGCGGCGCAUGGUCGAGGAGCGCCAGGCCGACAUCGCCGCCGCCCUCAAGGCCGACCUCAACAAGGUAAAGUGCUCAUUCAACGCCUUCAGCUUUGAGAUCAUGCACGCCUUCACCGAGAUCGACGAGAUGGUGGAGAAGCUUCCGGAGUGGGCGGCCCCCGAGCGGGUGGGGAAGACCAUCCUGACGCUGACCGACGAGACCUACAUCCACCGGGAGCCCCUCGGCGUCGUCCUCGUCAUCGGCACCUGGAACUACCCCUUCGCCCUCGUCUGCCAGCCCCUCAUCGGGGCCAUCGCCGCAGGGAACGCCGUGGUGAUUAAGCCAUCGGAGGUCAGCGAAAACACGGCCAAGCUCUUCGAGGAGAUCAUCCCCCAAUACCUGGACAAGGACCUCUUCCCAGUGGUGAACGGCGGUGUGGCGGAGACGACGGAGCUGCUGAAGCAGCGCUUUGACCACAUCAUGUACACGGGGAGCAGCAUGGUGGGCAAGAUCAUCAUGGAGGCAGCCGCCAAGCACCUCACCCCCGUCACCCUCGAGCUGGGCGGGAAGAGCCCCUGCUACGUCGACAACGACUGCGACCUCGAUGUCGCCUGCCGGCGCAUCGCGUGGGGCAAGUACGCCAACUCGGGCCAGACCUGCAUCGCCCCGGAUUACAUCCUCUGCCACCCGUCCAUCCAAGGCCAGGUCGUGGAGAAGCUCAAGAAGGCCGUGAAGGAGUUUUACGGGGACGACAUCAAGAAUUCCCCGGAUUACGAGCGGAUCAUCACAAAGCGCCACCUGAAGCGCCUCAUGAACCUCUUGGAGGGCCAGAAGGUCGCCUUCGGGGGCAAAGCGGACGAAAACGCACGCUAUUUGGAGCCCACCGUGCUGGUGGACGUGGACCCGUCCGCCAAAGUGAUGCAGGAGGAGAUCUUUGGGCCCAUCCUGCCCAUCGUCCCCAUCCGCAGCCUGGACGAGGCCAUCAAGUUCAUCAACGCGCGUGAGAAGCCCUUGGCCCUCUACGCCUUCGCCAACGACAGCAAGAAAAUCAAGCGCAUGAUUGCUGAGACGUCCAGCGGCGGAGUGACCGCCAACGACGUCCUGAUGCACUUUGCCGUCCCCGGAUUUCCCUUCGGAGGAGUCGGUAGGUUUGCUUGGGCCUCCCUUUUGGGGCGGAGGGGGCACUCGCACCCGGGUCUCUCACAAAGACAAGUAUCAUAAGAAUAUUGUUGUUAU
This is a messenger RNA of Anolis sagrei ordinatus, 1686 nucleotides long. The record is from RefSeq and is a predicted model, not a curated record. NCBI's taxonomy places the organism in Eukaryota, Metazoa, Chordata, Lepidosauria, Squamata, Anolidae.